AUGGCAGGUAGCGGCGGCCUGGCCGGCGGGGCCGGGGGCAGCCAGGGCACCGCGGGAGGGCCCGGGGCCGCGCUUCGGGCGUCCCGUGCGCCUUUGCUGUUCGCCGUGCUGGUUCUCGGCUCUUACUGCCUCUGCGCCCUCCCCGGACGCUGCCCGCCGGCCGGCCGGGUCCCCGCGCCGGCCCCUGCGCGCGCCGAGCCGCCCCGCGUAUCCCGUAGCCCCGGGGCGCCGGGUCUGCCAGUGGCCAGUGGCUCGGGCCGGCGGCGCUUCCCGCAGGCCCUCAUCGUGGGCGUGAAGAAGGGUGGCACGCGCGCCCUGCUGGAGUUCCUGCGGCUGCACCCCGACAUCCGCGCGCUCGGCUCGGAGCCCCACUUCUUCGACAGGUGCUACGAGCGCGGCCUCGCCUGGUACCGGAGCCUGAUGCCCCGUACCCUGGAUGGACAGAUCACCCUGGAGAAGACCCCCAGCUACUUCGUGACGCGGGAGGCCCCGCGCCGCAUCCACAGCAUGUCCCCGGCCACGAAGCUGAUCGUGGUCGUGCGGAACCCCGUGACCCGGGCCAUCUCCGACUAUGCACAGACCCUCUCCAAGACCCCGGGCCUGCCCAGCUUCGGCACCCUGGCCUUCCGCCGUGGCCUGGGCCCCGUGGACACCGCCUGGAGUGCCGUACGCAUCGGCCUGUACGCGCAGCAUCUGGACAACUGGCUGCGCUACUUCCCGCUGUCCCGCUUCCUCUUCGUCAGUGGCGAGCGCCUGGUCAGUGACCCCGCCGGGGAGCUGGGCCGUGUGCAGGACUUCCUGGGCCUCAGGCGGGUCGUCACGGACAAGCACUUCUACUUCAAUGCCACCAAGGGCUUCCCCUGCCUCAAGAAGGCACAGGGCAGCGGCCGGCCACGCUGCCUGGGCAAGUCCAAGGGCCGGCCGCACCCGCGCGUGCCCGAGGCCGUGGUCCAGCGCCUGCGGGCCUUCUACCGGCCCUUCAACCGCAAGUUCUACCAGAUGACUGGCCAGGACUUCGGCUGGGACUGACAGGGCUGGGGCCCACACCCUGCCUGGGGACGCUCAGUGACCUUAAUUUAUGCCUAUCACCCGGCCGGAGCAGACCCUGGGCACACGCUGGGUGGAGAGAAAUCUUUACAAAAUAAAGUUUGCAUCUGUGUUCUUCUAGGAGCCCUUGAGGGUUGGAGGGUGGGGCUGGAGUUGCCACCUCCUAGAGGUAGAAGUGGAAAGUGAAAGUUGCUCAAUUGUGUCUGACUCUUUGGGACCCCAUAGACUGUAGCCCACCAGGCUCCUCUGUCCAUAGGAUUCUCCAGGCAAGAAUACUGGAGUGAGUUGCCAUUCCCUUCUCCAGGGGAUCUUCUUGAUCUAGGGGUCGAACCUGGGUCUCCUGCACUGCAGGUAGAUUCUUUACCAUCUGAGCCACCAGGUCUGACCCUCCGGGGUUGGGGAUAAUCAUACCGGCUAACGUAGCCGGGGACCAUUCGUGUCAGGAGUGGACAGAAGCCCGAUCCUUGUCUAUCCCUUGAGGUGGGCAGUGAGCUUGGAGCCUGUCACAAGCGAGCAACUUAGGCUCAGAGAGGUUUGGGUCCUGCUCAGUGACACACAGCUCCGCCCUGGUGACUCUGGAGACCACCCUCGGGCUCUCUUCUCCGCCCUGGGAGGCCGAGCUGGGCCUUCUCCAGUUCCAGGUGGGGAAGCGGAGGCCCCAGCUUGCCCACCUGAGAUGAGUCUGUGUGGUUCUCCAGGCUGCACCCGCGAUCCCAGCUCACUCUGUGUCCCUGUGCCCAGUGGACACCUGCUCCUGGAAACCCGGACAGAGGGUGUGGGGGACUCCUGUGUGCAGAGUGGUUCUUCUGACAGCCUCCAGGCAGCUCCCUGCAUAGCCCUGCAUCACCACCCCGCCGGCUCUGACCAUCACAGGGGCCGCCCACCAGACUCUGCAGGGCACGCCCACUCCCCAGGCCCUCUGGGCCCCACUUCUGUGGUGUUUAUCCAACUUCCUCCCCUGGGGAUGGGCAAGCAAGAAUGCCCAGCUGCAGCCCAGCUGCCAGCUCGGCUCUUAACCAGGCUGGGCUGGACUGGGGCAGGCUGGGGUGCCCAGUCCAUCUGUCUUCCCCCAGAAACCCAGGGCCCCCUCAGUAAUGAUUGUCACCUGCCUCUGGCCGUAGUGCUGUCUGCCAGGUGCUCACCAGCUGUCCUGACUGUGAUCUCCAGGGCCCCUUAGGCCCAGGCCUGGCACACCCUGGCCCAGCCCUUGGGUCCAUGCCAGAUGGUCAGGCUGGGCCGGGGCUGGUGGAAACAUGGUGGCAGACAUGGGUGGAUGUGGAUGUGCCCACAACCCCCUCCCCCUGGACUCAGACCCCUGAUCUGGGUGUGGGGGAGGGCUGGCUUGUUGCAACGGUGAGGAGGGGUGACACCCUGCUUUGGAAUCCUGCUGGGUGGUGAGCACCAGCCUUGGCAGCCCUGUGCCGCUCCCCAGUCCCCAGUUAGGGCCGGCAUGGGGCAGGAGGGGAGGCAGGACAGCCCUGACCGCUGGGCCUGCGGCCAGCCUGGACCUUGCGUGAUCCUUCUCCCGGGACCUACCCUUGUGCACACUUUCGCCAUCUCCUGAGCGGAUGGCUCCAGGGGCACCUCUUCUGUUUUCCCGCGAUGAGCACUGUGCAUGCACGGCAGCCAGAGGGGCAUCUUCAGAGUAACCCAGAUGCUAUUAUUUGAAAACCCGCCAAUCUUCUCCCCACCCUCUUGCUUCUAGAAUGAAGACCAGAUGCCUGACUGCAGCUGUUAACACCCUCUGAGGCAUGUCCCUCCGCCUGGUCUCUGUCCUCCACUAGCUGGCCUCGAGGUUUCUCCCCGUCGGCUCCUCCCACCUGCCAGGACUUGCCAGCCUCAGAGCCUUUGCACAUGCUGUUCCCCCUGCUGGGGAUGCUGUUCCCUGCAGAAGGUGUCGACUGAGAGGGAGGCAGCCGUAGGCCCUGCAGCUGAGCUCUCAGCUGGCUCAUUUCCUCCCAAGAGGUGCCUGGAGUUACGAGCCUGCCAUGGGACCCCCUUCUCCUUCCUGAAGCCUGGAUGUAGAGCUGGCGGGGACCCUAGCUUGUCUGGUUUGGGGGCAAGGCCCCACUCAGCAGGCAGUCUGGAAGCAGUGAAGAGAAAAGGUAGACAGCCUUGCUCUGCUCAACCUGCUGCCCGUGGAGACCAGGCCGAAGGGCCAGCGCCCAGCACCAGGUGCCCAGCUGGGCCUCGGGACGCACUGAGGGCAGCCGUGGGGGUCCUCCUGGCUGUGCGUGGGGGUGGGGCUCCAUGGGAGAGUCACCGGCCUUUAAUUAAAGCCCCUAAAUUGCUUCCCCAGCUGUUCAGUGGGUUUUCCAUGUUGGAAUGUUCCAGAUGGAGUGAGC
Dama dama (fallow deer) is the source of this 3392-nucleotide messenger RNA. It is a transcript of the gene HS3ST6, whose product is annotated as heparan sulfate-glucosamine 3-sulfotransferase 6. The coding region runs from base 1 to 1029 and encodes 342 amino acids. The transcript is spliced from 2 exons. Gene Ontology annotation, molecular function: [heparan sulfate]-glucosamine 3-sulfotransferase activity. Lineage: Eukaryota; Metazoa; Chordata; Mammalia; Artiodactyla; Cervidae. The record is from RefSeq and is a predicted model, not a curated record.